AUGGGUAAACAUCCAUGCAUCUCUUGGGAUCCAAUUCUAUGGGGUAAGUGUCGUGUUUUAUUUACGAGAAAUAAUAAGGAAUCCAAGUUAUCAAAAGUUGACAAUGAAUCUGUUCACGAGGGACAUCAUAUCCCUGAUCUUCCUUUUCAUAUCAUCACCAACAUACUCCUUAGACUUCCCGCAAAGUCCCUCUUCCAGUUGAGGCACCAUACUAGCUCAACUGACUUGUUAUAUGAUUUAACCACGGAUCCGUACUUUAUGCGCGCACACCUAGACCAAGCCCGAGCUACUCCAACCAUUGUUGUGCGAUCUCUUUCGCAACCCAUUGACAAUUGCAUAGAGCUUUUUCUUUUUGAUGAUAAAGCUGAGUACGUUGAGGCUAAAAGCUUCGAUCUUAGUUCAUAUGGCGAGGAACGCCCAACUGAUCUCUGGGGUUCAUAUGAUGGGUUUCUUUUAUUCACAAGCCAAGCCAGGCAUUUAUGGCAAUUCUGUAUUUGGAACCCGAUCACAAAAGAACAAGUAACCGUCACGUCGCCAAGUCGUCUUUUAUAUGUCUGUGGAUUUUACUUCCAUCCAUGUAAAAAGGAGUACGAAGUGGUUGUAUGUCGCUAUACUGCACGAAAAUUCGACUUUCAGAUUCUUAAUUUAAGAACUAAGCAUAGAAGAAGUGUUGGUAGCGGCUCUUACCCUCCAAGUACAAAAAGACCGCCUGUAUUUAUCAACGGGACGUUUUACUGGAUGGUGGAUUGGUUAGCUUAUUUCAUCCGGAACAACUGUGUUCUCCCUAGCCUAUCAGACGCAAUAUUAUCAUUCAAUAUUGAAGCCGAGGAGUUUAGUACCAUGGAAUCUGCUGUGCCAUGUAAUUAUACUCCAACGCAAAGAAGAUACCCAGGAAAUGAGUUUCAACUUUUCGAUUUGGAAGGAGAAUUGAGCCUAUUCGAUCCUUCGUCAAGAACUGAAGUGGUCAUAUGGGUGUUUAACAACAAUACCAAACAUUGGGAUAAGAAACACUCAGUGAUUAGUCCCUAUCACGAGCAAAAGUGGUAUUUCUACUCGUACUUCACCGAAUUUGAAUACAUCAAGAUGAAAGGAGAAUUCAUAGCAUAUCACUGCUGGGGUACAAGAAAACCAUAUAUUUACAAUGUAAGUUUUGGAACUUGGAAGCUGUUUGAAAUAAAGGGAUUUGAAAGAGAUUGCACAACAACAAUUCAUACUCAAAGUCUUGUCUCUUUGGAUGUUGCAGAUUCAGUUAUACCACUAGAAAAUAUUGAUGUAUAA
Papaver somniferum (opium poppy) is the source of this 1278-nucleotide messenger RNA. RefSeq lists its product as uncharacterized. Gene Ontology annotation, molecular function: protein binding. The transcript has a single exon. The record is from RefSeq and is a predicted model, not a curated record. Bases 1 to 1278 code for a protein of 425 amino acids. Lineage: Eukaryota; Viridiplantae; Streptophyta; Magnoliopsida; Ranunculales; Papaveraceae.